AUGCGCCGUCGGGUGGUUCCUCCCACCGGUGGCCAGCCGCCGCAAGUCCUCUGGCAAGAUGGUGGCCAGCCGGCGCAGGUCCCCUUCCCAGAUGCAGCAGAGGUCGAGGUCGUGGACGAGUUAUCUGGUGAGGUUCCCUCCCCCUUCCCCUUCGCAGGUGUUGCUAUUUUUGCUGUUUCUGAAUUAUUGGAGCAGGUCUGCACGCGUCCAGGUGCCGUGGAUUCAGGGGGAUAUUUCACUGACCUGGUUACAAAAGGGCUUGGUCUUGCUGGUCAGUCUGAAAAUCCAGCUCCUGCUCAGGAAGUAGUAGCCCAGGAUGAGGUUCAAGCAAUAGGGAAACGAAAUCAGAGAAGAACAAAAAAAUUCACGGUUGAAGAGGAUGAACAACUUGUAAAAGCGUGGCCAAACGUGAGUUUGGAUCCAGUGAAAGGUGUUGACCAACCACAUACCACAUAUUGGAAACGGAUACAUGCAUAUUUCGAUGCCCACAAGGAUUUCUCAUCUGAUCGCACCCAAGGCUCUCUAAUGAACCGUUGGUCUGGUAUACAGCACGAUGUUAACCUCUUUGCUGGUUGUCUUUCCAAGAUCGAGUGCGGAAAUCAAAGUGGAGUGCCUAUUGAUGACAAGAAAGAAGCCGAUGCAGAGAAGGAGUUGAAGAAAGAGGAGAGGUGCAAGAAAGCCUUCGCAUUGCAGGAAGAAAGGAUCAGACUGGAGAAAGAAAAACUUGAGUUACAAAGGGGCCAAUUUGAGUUCAACAAAAAACUGGAAGAAGAGAGAAUUAUGAAUGUCGACACAAGUCACAUGUGCCCAGACCAGCAUCAGUACUAUGAAGGGCUCAAGAAUGACAUACUUGCAAGACGCCUAAAUAAUUAG
Messenger RNA from Miscanthus lutarioriparius, 873 nucleotides. The record is from the annotation of a GenBank genome assembly. NCBI's taxonomy places the organism in Eukaryota, Viridiplantae, Streptophyta, Magnoliopsida, Poales, Poaceae.